AUGACCUAUCCAUCUCCCUUGAAAGUGGUUUCCAGAAAACUAGCAGACAACAUUGUGAUCUCGUCGUCUCCAUUUAAAAGAUCAAAUACCCUCAAUUUUGGUGCUCGAAUGGCCCUCUUUAACUACGGUGAAAGCAUUGUAGUUUGGUCUGCACUCCCUUUUGGAUCCCAUAUUCUUGAGGCGUUGGUGCUUCUCACGGGCCAGAAAUCCUCGGACGCUUCUUCCUUCAACGUGACCCAUCUUAUAGUCCCCGAUGCCGAACACACCAUGGCUGCUAAAUCAUUCAAGGAAAAGUUUCCAGAAAUUAAAAUAUUGGCCAUGGAAAACGUCAACAUUGGCGACGGCAUUAAACCCGACUAUGUGGUGACGGAAAAGAGUGGAAACAAGGUACUUGACAAGUCGUUGCUAUCCCUGGAAUUGGGCCUUACAGACCCACCUCUUGUCGACAACUUUGAAUUUGUCUACUUGCCCACCCACGUGAACCGUGAAUUGGUAGCAUACGAGAAGAACUCCAAAAUUCUAUUCGAGGCAGACUUGUUAUUCAACUUACAACCCAAAAAUCUCGAGCAAUUUUCAACUGCAACAGGUUAUUCCAGCAACUUCAACCCACACUCAGGUUUAUCUUUCUUGACCCGCUAUCUUCGACCAGAGAGCAGUGUGGGGCGCUACAUGUUCAACAAAAUCGUAAAAAGCUCAGAUCCACAGGCAAAAAAGGGACUUCAAGCAAUACAUCUGUGGAACUUUGACCAGAUAGUGAUGUGCCACGGAAACGUUAUUGAGCACGGAGCCAAGGCCCAGUUCGAGCGAGUGUUCCGCUCUGUAUUGUAG
Molecule: messenger RNA, 828 nt
Organism: Meyerozyma guilliermondii ATCC 6260
Lineage: Eukaryota; Fungi; Ascomycota; Pichiomycetes; Serinales; Debaryomycetaceae
Exons: 1
Coding region: 1-828 (275 amino acids)
Source: RefSeq, a predicted model, not a curated record